This is a messenger RNA of Saccostrea echinata, 399 nucleotides long. RefSeq names its product fibrinogen alpha chain-like. The transcript is spliced from 3 exons. The record is from RefSeq and is a predicted model, not a curated record. NCBI's taxonomy places the organism in Eukaryota, Metazoa, Mollusca, Bivalvia, Ostreida, Ostreidae. Bases 1 to 399 code for a protein of 132 amino acids.
AUGUUAGACACUGGUUAUCCCAAUGACUACUGUAAUAUAUUGUCUCUAAUUUUACAGGUGACAGUAUGUGACAGUAUGUUAGACACUGGUUAUCCCAAUGACAACUGUAAUAUAUUGUCUCUAACUCUACAGGUGGCGGUGUGUGACAGUAUGUUAAACACUGGUCAUCUUAGCCGUGCCCUGUCUGGGAUGUCAUUCACCACCCAAGACAGAGAUAACGACGGACAAAGUGGAUAUAACUGUGCUGUUAUGUACGGAGGAGGGUGGUGGUAUAAUGCCUGUCACAUCGCCUUCCUUAACGGUCCCUGGUCCCCGGGAGACUGGUCCUUGCCUUGGUCUCCUACAGUAAAGAGUGGGUCAUCUGUGAGUGGGACUGUGAUGUUGAUAAGACGUCACUAG